Messenger RNA from Sphaeroforma arctica JP610, 1088 nucleotides. RefSeq names its product deoxyribose-phosphate aldolase. NCBI's taxonomy places the organism in Eukaryota, Ichthyosporea, Ichthyophonida. The record is from RefSeq and is a predicted model, not a curated record. The transcript has 4 exons. Bases 91 to 825 code for a protein of 244 amino acids. Gene Ontology annotation, molecular function: deoxyribose-phosphate aldolase activity. Gene Ontology annotation, biological process: deoxyribonucleotide catabolic process; carbohydrate catabolic process. Gene Ontology annotation, cellular component: cytoplasm.
AGCACAGACACUAUACUGCAACCAUUACAGAACUACUUGCUAUUAAGUAUUGAAAGUACAGUUGAGAGAUUACUACAUCUACCUGACAAUAUGUGUGCCGCUAAACUAGAAAACCCCAUGAACGACCACGACUUCGGCAAACUCUUCGACCACACCAUUCUGAAGCAAGAUGCGACCAAGGAACAGGUUGUCGCUGUGUGCCAAGAAGCAGCCAAGCAUAACUUUAUGAGUGUGUGCGUCAACCCGGGAUGGAUCACAACAUGUGUGAAAGAGUUGGAGGGAACUGAUGUCAAGGUAUGUACUGUCAUCGGCUUUCCCCUAGGUGCCACAACGUCCGAGUCCAAGGCGUAUGAGACCAAGAACUCGAUCGAGAACGGUGCAUUGGAAGUAGACAUGGUCUUGAACGUAGGAUUUAUGAAAGACGGUAAUAUAGAUGCGGUGGAAUCCGACAUCAGGGCAGUAGUAAACGCAGCACGACAGGCUAACGACAAAGUGAUUGUUAAAGUGAUCCUCGAGACAUGUUUGCUGAACAAGGACCAGAUCAAGACCGCAUGUGAGCUGUGUGUGAAGGCUGGUGCUGACUUUGUGAAGACGUCAACCGGUUUCUCAACUGGAGGUGCCAAGGCAGAGGACAUAAAGCUCAUGAGAGACACUGUGGGCAAGGAUGUGGGUGUCAAGGCGUCGGGUGGUAUCAGGGACUACGCCGCUGCCAUCGCUAUGGUGAACGCUGGCGCCAAUCGUCUGGGAUGCAGUGCUGGUAUCAAAAUCAUCGAACAAAGAGCGGCCAAUGACACACAGGCCAGUGCAGGUACAGGCCUAUAUUAAAGCAUCGGUACUAACGGAUUGACUGGCACAUACUACGCCAUUCUUGACAGCAACUACUCGAUUCUAAACACUCAACACCUAUACUUAAUCCCUAGUAUAUACUGCACCAUUCGUUCGUAUCAGAACACAGGAUUAUAAUCGAGCGAAAAUGCAGCAGACUGGAGCGAAUCUUCAGUGGUACAGAUACGUAAAUAAAGAAACACCAUUUCCGCGAGCAAAUUCGUAAUGUUUUUCAUAUAGCCUACCACAUUUUGUAGCUGGAC